AUGUAUAGUACACUGAACCAACCUACAUCUAACUCGUCUUUGAAGCAAAGACACUUGAGUCAUCUAAAUUCUCAAUUAGCACAAUUACAUGCCAAUUUAUCUGACUUUAAUGAAUUGAUAAACACCACAUCAGCACAGUUUAAAUCAAUAGAGAAAAUGGGUAUAAUGCACGGAUCGUUAUUCAUGGCAAGUCAUACAGUAUUUGAAAAUGAUAACUUCAGUCUGAGCGAACGUCAAGUCUAA
Molecule: messenger RNA, 243 nt
Organism: Debaryomyces fabryi
Lineage: Eukaryota; Fungi; Ascomycota; Pichiomycetes; Serinales; Debaryomycetaceae
Gene: HSK3
Product: Hsk3p
Exons: 1
Coding region: 1-243 (80 amino acids)
Biological process (GO): attachment of spindle microtubules to kinetochore
Cellular component (GO): DASH complex
Source: RefSeq, a predicted model, not a curated record